AUGAAAAUGUUAAAUGUUAACUAUAACAGCCAAAAUAGAAAAAAUUCAAUUGAAAAUCCAGUAUCCAGUGAAUUAUAUAUUUACCUGAAAACUAAAGAAAAAAACGGCAUAAGCUUGUAUACUCAUAUUCAAGCUUUAUUAGAUAUCUUUAUUUUUCAAAAUCCAAUACAACCUGUAAAAUAUUUUGAGUAUUACAGUGAAAAACUUAAGGAGACCUAUCAUAAAUUGCAGCUAGAUUCUGAUGUAGAUUUUUUGAAUAAUAUUCAGUAUGAAAUCAAUCAAAAGAUAUCAAAUAUAUACAAAGAUUCCAGAAUUAAAAAUGUAGAAAACCAAAAUGUACAAGAAAAAACAAGUUUUUUAUCAAAUGUAGAUGAAAUUUCAAGAUAUGAAGGUGAAAAUGAAUUUGAAGAAGAUAUCUACUACACUGCAAAGUCAAAUGAGGUUAUAGUACAAGACAUAACAAAAAUUAAUUAUAUGUUCAAUAAAGCAGGAUGUGGACUAACAAAUGAUGAAGCUAAUCUGAUCGGAAUAACUAUGAAUGAAAUAUCACAUCUAGAAAAAUUUAAAAAUAUCAGAUACUGGGGCAAAAUAUUAGGUUUGAAACAUAACUAUUAUAUCUUGGAGUGUGAAUGGAAAGAUAAAGAAUUAGAAUAUAAACUGAGGAUCCUUAACCAUAUGAUGAGCAACAAGGUAUCCGAUAAUAACAAAGAUAUUUAUGAAAAUGAAGAACAAGUAGAAUAUGAUGAUAGUUUAUUCAUGGGAUACCACGAACAUGUAGAAGAAAAUGAAUCAUUGUUUUCCUCUCCACAAAUAGUUAACAAUAAAUAUUUUAAUAACAAAUCUGAACAUGAGUUUAUUGAUUCCCAAAAAUCAAAUCCAUUAUGUUCUGUUUCACCCACGGAAAUCGGCACUGAUGAUCACUUAUCUAAUGAAAUGUUUGGAUUCGGAGUUAAUAAAAAGUCAUAUUUUGUUACAAAUAAACUUUAUAACGAAUGGAUCGAGUUGCCACUGCUCAAAUCUCACCAUGUAAUUCAAGCACGCAAUAUUAAACGGUAUUUUAUUGGAGACUUGGAAUCACACGUUGAAUCUUAUCCUUCAUUUCAAGGUUUGGAAAAACAUUAUCUUAGAGCUCAAAUCGCAAGAAUAACAGCUGCAACACAAAUAUCGCCAUGCAAUUAUUUUAUACUCGAUACUAACAAUACAAGUCCAACGAAGUGGAGAAAAUUAAGUUCUUUCCAAUCGAAAGUUAUGUCGAAAAAAUGGAUCCAUGAUUAUACAGAAAACCAAAAUUUCAUUUCACCGUCAAUAUAUGCUUUGCUAGAACCAAUCAACUGGGUUCAUCAUGUUCCUAUGAUAUCAGAUCAAGGAGUAACAUUGGCAUGGACUAAAAUACUGAAUGAAGAUGAAAAUAAGAUAUCUAGUGACAAUAUUCAGGCACCGAUAGCUGAAGAUUCCGAAAGCCUCAAAUUAGGCCAAGACUGGUUUACAGCUCUGUCCGAAGAUACAUACGUUGGUCUAUUGACUCCUUGGAAAUGUGAAAUGACUAAUCCAUUUGACCAUGAGGCUUCAUAUGUGACUAUCAGAUCUCAUAUUUGGCCUGGAGCAUUCGCAGUUACGCGUGAUAAUAUUUUAGAUUAUACUUACAACGGUUGGGGUCUCAAAUGGAAUGUUAUUGAUUAUACUCCUCAAAUGCCGAAUGAAUAUAAAUUUGAACAUUUGAAAGAUACAGAAGAAACAACUGAAAUCGCUGAUCCAACUCAUGCAGAUGAACAGUCAUUUUUCUCACAUGUCCAACGAUUAAAAGAACUUAAGAAAAAUAUAAAAAUGGGUUUAAAACCGUUUACAAUGUUCUAUGGAGACGAAGAUGAUGAAGAAAAAAUCAUUAAUAAUUACGAUUACAAUUAAAAUCAGCUUUUGUCAUAUUUAUUUUAUUGUUGGU
Messenger RNA from Sipha flava (yellow sugarcane aphid), 1939 nucleotides. Its product is annotated as radial spoke head protein 4 homolog A-like. The record is from RefSeq and is a predicted model, not a curated record. Gene Ontology annotation, biological process: cilium assembly; cilium movement involved in cell motility; axoneme assembly. The transcript has 11 exons. Lineage: Eukaryota; Metazoa; Arthropoda; Insecta; Hemiptera; Aphididae. Gene Ontology annotation, cellular component: axoneme; radial spoke. The coding region runs from base 1 to 1905 and encodes 634 amino acids.